AUGUCUAAACGCCCUCGCAGCGCCUCGCCAACCCUCUCAGCGGGUCAAUCGUCUCACACUGUGACGAAAUCUCCUUCACCCGCAUCAUCAGCGCAUUCCACUGAACGCUCCAAGAUGGUCUUACAAGACACAGCCCAGCCUGCCGUUGAAGUAAUGCGGUGCUCACUCCCGCCUCACCGAGAUACUCUCUCUUUCUCUUCGUACGAAGACUACGAAGUACACUAUCGAAAGACGCAUGUCAAUCGCUGCUCAGAGUGCGGGAAGAACUUCCCUACAGAUCGAUACCUCGACCUGCAUAUCGAAGAGGUCCAUGAUCCGCUCAUUGCGGCGAAACGAGACAAGGGAGAGAAAACGUAUAGUUGCUUCAUUGAGGAUUGCGAGCGGAAAUGCUCCACGCCUCAAAAACGUCGGAUGCAUUUGAUUGAUAAACACAUGUUCCCCAGGACCUACAAUUUCUACAUCGUCAAGGACGGCAUCGAUGAGCAAACAUCCAUGCUACGAUCUCCCAAUGCGCAGCGACGCCGCAUAUCCGCUACGGCCACAGCACCAUCGCCGCAAGAAGGCCGGCUGCGAAACCGAAGAACAUCCGAAUCCUACUCUCCCGUGAUCUCCCAUCCAACGUCUCGGCAACCCGUAGCUCAACAGACGCAUGAGGAGCCGGAGAUUGCUCAGCUUGAGAGAUCCAUGUCCGCGUUGCGGUUUGUCCCGACGAGUGUUGUUAAGAGCCAGGGCCGGACUGGAAGUAGGCCAUGA
Aspergillus clavatus NRRL 1 is the source of this 753-nucleotide messenger RNA. Its product is annotated as C2H2 type zinc finger domain protein. The transcript is spliced from 3 exons. Bases 1 to 753 code for a protein of 250 amino acids. The record is from RefSeq and is a predicted model, not a curated record. Lineage: Eukaryota; Fungi; Ascomycota; Eurotiomycetes; Eurotiales; Aspergillaceae.